Brettanomyces nanus is the source of this 1302-nucleotide messenger RNA. RefSeq lists its product as uncharacterized. Bases 1 to 1302 code for a protein of 433 amino acids. The record is from RefSeq and is a predicted model, not a curated record. Gene Ontology annotation, biological process: protein phosphorylation. NCBI's taxonomy places the organism in Eukaryota, Fungi, Ascomycota, Pichiomycetes, Pichiales, Pichiaceae. The transcript has 3 exons. Gene Ontology annotation, molecular function: protein binding; protein kinase activity; ATP binding.
AUGAGAUUUGGUGGCGCCUUUUUGGUGAGUAAGAUGAGUGAUAAUGCAAGGCUAAGUCGCAAAAAGAGGCCAUUGAGUGCUGAAAACGAAUAUGGAACUGGUUUGGAUAUUUCUAACAACGGCAAAACAAAAAGACUUGAACGUGACCUUGAAAAUAACAAUGUAGCUGCCGUCUUGUACAGCUUAGACCCUGAGAAAUCGGAGAAUCGGAUGAUCCCGAGGACCAGAAAAGUGCUGAUCGGGAGAUCAAGACAUUGCGAUAUUAUAAUCGGUCCAAUGGAUUGCUCUAGUGAGCAUUGUGAGAUGGGAGUGAGUAAGGUGAACAAUGAAGAAGUAAUCUAUCUUAAGGAUUUGAGUUCCAAUGGAACAUUUAUCAAUGGAACAAUAGCCGGAAAGGGAAAUGUUUGUCUCGUGAGAAAUGGAGACAAGGUGAGUUUUGCAUCUAGUUGCCACUUUAUCUUGAAAUAUAGUGCUCGAAAAACUGUUAGUUUCUUUGACAGCUACAUUCUCAGCGAUAAGGUACUCGGAACUGGCCACUAUGCACAGGUUAAAGAAGCCGUCUGUCGGAAGGAUGGAGAGGUGUGCGCCGUCAAGAUUUUCAAUCCUACCAAACAUGCCGUAGGGGAUGAAGAUAAGGUUAAGUUCAAUAGGGAAUUGGACAUUCUUACUAAACUUGACCAUCCUAAUGUGGUUGGUUUCUACCAUACCUUUUUAGAGCCCGUUUCUGAGGACACCAUGACAACUUAUUUGGUGUUAGAGAAAGUUAAUGGGGGAGAGUUAUUUAACAGAAUAGUAAAAAAGGGUAAAUUGGGUCAGUCAGAGACCAAAGAGUUAACUAAACAGCUUCUAACGGGUCUGAGGUAUCUUCAUUCUAUGGGAAUUGUUCAUAGGGACUUGAAGCCUGAGAAUAUCUUACUAGAAAUUGAAUCUGGCGAACAGAAGUUACCUUGGGAUGUCAACGAGCAUUCAGUGAGGGUUAAGAUCGCCGAUUUCGGUCUUGCUAAGUUUAUUGGUAAGUUAAGCUUUACAAAUACUCUAUGUGGAACGCCUGCUUAUGUGGCUCCCGAGGUGUUAGUCAAUCAGAAUGUGCGCAGAUAUAAUAAAUCUGUGGAUAUGUGGUCUGUGGGUGUUCUUAUGUACGUUUGUCUCUGUGGGUUUCCUCCUUUUAGUGAGGAAUUGGGACCUCCGUCAAUGAGACAGCAAAUCAUCGAUGCCAGAUAUGCAUUUUACUCUCCAUAUUGGGAUAGUAUUGCGGAUGAGGCAUUAGAUCUGAUUGCCAGAUUACUAGUAGACACGGGAUGA